This is a messenger RNA of Thelazia callipaeda (thelaziosis nematode), 486 nucleotides long. Lineage: Eukaryota; Metazoa; Nematoda; Chromadorea; Rhabditida; Thelaziidae. The record is from the annotation of a GenBank genome assembly.
AUGGGAUCAUUACAAAGCCGUGAAGAUUCAAAUUCAUCUGAUCAUCCUCCUAAGGUGUUGAGAAUUGAACGAACAGAAGUCCCGGAGGAGUACAGAACAGUUGGAGUAUCACAUGAUGUUGUUGAUCAGGUGCUAAAUUCCAAACUUUCCGAGAAUGAAGUUGUAAGCACUCUAAAAAAGCAGUUAGCUGAAGAGAAGGAAGAAAAUAAGAAGCUACGAGAACAAAUAAAUCAAUUUCCAGAACUUUUAGAAAAUCUUACCAUUGCCGAAAUAGAAGCGCGGAAGAAUGCAUUUGAUGAAACUUUGGGACGUAUAGAAAAGCAUUAUUUUUCUUAUCAUCCGGAAAAUGAUUGCAAAGCCUACGAGAUAGUUAGUUGUCAUUACCCUCGUUAUUUUUUUUUAAAUUUCUUCCAUUAUAAGUGUGCUAGUGAUUUUCGUGAAAAAGUUUUGAAGCAAGUUUCAUGUGUAACUUUAAAUGAAGAAUGA